Messenger RNA from Schizophyllum commune H4-8, 738 nucleotides. RefSeq lists its product as uncharacterized. The transcript is spliced from 4 exons. The record is from RefSeq and is a predicted model, not a curated record. The coding region runs from base 1 to 738 and encodes 245 amino acids. NCBI's taxonomy places the organism in Eukaryota, Fungi, Basidiomycota, Agaricomycetes, Agaricales, Schizophyllaceae.
AUGUCCUUCGCUCGCCGCCCGUCGCACAAGCGUAGCAUCUCCCUCGACAUCGAGCUGCAGGAGAUCGAGGACCCGGUGCAGCCCUCAAAGCACAUCGAUGAGUCCUUCCGGCGCGUACAGAUCCACGUCACCGGCGCCACAGGCCUCCCCUCUCCAUCCCGGAGCGCCUCAAAGACCCCCGCAGCCUACGUGCGCGUGAAGUCAGCCGAGUUCGACAACACGCCUGUAACGGUGAACUCAAGCGUCGCGUCACGAAGCACGGAUCCGACUUGGGGGGAGAACCUCACUGCCUUUCUGACGCGCACGGACAAACAGAUCAGCCUGGCGGUGUACCAUCGCGCGGCGUGGCCGGGGAAGCAUGUCCAGCUGUGCUACUCGGAGCCGUUCACGAUCGACGAGCUGCUCAACAUGCCCGGGGCUGACUCCCGCGACACUCCCCUGGCGCUUGACAUGAACCUCUCCAUCCCGCAACCACUCGGCAGCCCCAUGCCCAAACUCUUCAUCAACGCACGCGAAAUUGCCUCCCAGGAGAGCGCCCUCGUCGCCAUAAACCGCUCCAAGGCCCGCCGUCUCGCCGCCAUGGCCGCAGGCGGCAAAGACCGCACCACCCGCCUCAUCGAAUCGGAGAACCUACGACGCGGACGUAGUGUCUCAGUCUCCUUCGCCGACGUCGUCAACAAGGCGAACGAAACGACAAGCGAAGAGACUGUCGCCUCCGUCGUUACCCUUCCACAAUGA